AGGAGAAAUCCCUGUUUGAUGAGGGGAGGGAGAGAUGUGAUUGUUGGAGAGGAGAGUGAUCCUAAUCAGAGUUAAAGUCGGAGCGCAGAGCCAGGGAGCGCUUCUAAAACACGUGGGACCUGGAAGAAAAGUAAAAGUGUCUUCGGAGUAAAGUGACUCUGGACUGUUUGACUGUUUUCUCUCCUCCUCCUCCUCCCUGCAUUCCGCUGAGCAGCUGUGCUUUAAUGCGCACCAGAGAAGGAGAGGACGGAGAGAAGAGUGAGGAAGAAGAGGCAGGAGAAGAGUUGAGGAGGCCUGGACACCACCCGUCCUCCCUCUGCGGGACUCCGUCCACUCUCCCCUCCUGGCCCUGCAUGGACGGGGAUGGGGAGAGCCGGAUGCUGUUGCCGCGGGGCUGAGCGCCUCGCUUCACCGUCUGUGGUGCGCCGCUUCCGGCCGCUGCUGCUGCUUAUCACCGCUCUCUGCUGCGCUGCUCACAUAGGUGACUGCCAGCUGGCUACCUCCCAGUGUCGCAUCCAGAGGUGCACCACCGACUUCGUCUCGCUGACCUCCCACCUGACGCCCGUUGUGGAUGGCUUCCACAUUGAGUUUUGCAAAGCUCUGCGUGCGUACUCAGCCUGUACCCAGAGGACAGCUAAGGCCUGCCGGGGAGACCUGGUUUUCCACUCAGCCGUGCUUGGGAUCUCAGACCUCAUGAGUCAGAGAAACUGUUCCAGAGAUGGCCCGACCCCCUCUGCCCACCCAGAGGUCCACCUUGAACCCUGCAACUAUCACAGCCGCACCCAGCACACCCACACGCACUCCCACACCCACUCUCACAGCCACGGCCAUGGGCGCUCUCGGCCUGGGUACUUGUUCUGCGGGUUGUUUGGGGACCCUCACCUGAGAACAUUUAAGGACAGCUUCCAGACUUGCAAGGUGGAGGGGGCGUGGCCUCUUAUCGAUAAUGACUAUCUGUCAGUGCAGGUCACUAAUGUCCCUGUGGUUCCCGGCUCAAGUGCAACCGCCACCAACAAGAUCACCAUCAUCUUCAAGCCUUAUGAGGGUUGCACAGACCAGCGGGUCUACCAGGCUGUCACAGACAGCCUUCCAGCUGCCUUUGAUGAUGGGACAGUGAGCAGCGGAGACCCUAUCCACACCUUCUUCGGUGCUGGCGGUGCCUCCGGUAAAGUCCGGGCUCUGUGGAUCUCUGAACGGAGCCCUGGGCGCCACGUGGAACUGCAUGCUGGCUACAUCGGUGUGACAGUAAUCAUCCGCCAGGUGGGGCGCUACCUGACGCUGGCUGUGCGGAUCCCAGAAGAGCUGGCUCAGGCCUACGAUGAUACCCAGGACCUGCAGCUCUGCCUGAACGGCUGUCCCAGCAGCGAACGCAUCGACCACUCGGGACACCUCCCUCUGCCGCUUUCCCCCCCUGCACUGGGCCUACAGCGACAGCAGCUGCGCCGGCCUAGCUACUCCUCACACACGCACGCAUACCAAUUUGGAUCUUCACCUAUUUUUGGCAUGGAAGAGGCAAAGGAGCGCUGCAGCGAACAGCUGGAGGUCCUGGACAUCUACUUCCACUCUUGUGUAUUUGAUCUCCUGACCACUGGAGAUCCUAACUUCACACUGGCCGCACACAGUGCCCAGAAGGACAUGGAGAACCUUCAUCCACACCGGGAUAGAUGGAGGAUAUAUCCCCGUGGCUCUGCAGCCUCCUUCUUCUACUCUGACUCUCAGCUUAUCAAAAAGCUUGCUCUGCUCCUGCUGUGUACUCUAAGCAUUGUAUUCAUGUGAGAACGGCCCCCAAUGUCUGCCUGAAUGCAUGUAGGCCUGUAUAAGUGCACUACAAAAGGAGUUUACAGAGGAUUUGUUUAGCUGAGAAACGACACUGAGCACUGAUGCAGAGCGAAAAAAAACCCAGAAGAUCAGACAUUUAUUGGGAACUGGAAAUGUUUUAGGAUGCGGGGAGGUGGGCUGACCCUCCCCUGUGUGAACAGGAAGGCCUGCCAGCACUGACUGCAUCUUACCUGGCAUGGUCAGAAUCAUCAAAUGCAACUGACAAUGAGAGCAUCUCCAUGUGGGUGAAUCAUCUGUAAAUAGUUAUCUAGUUUCUUAAGUGCACAGCGUGAUAGUAUAAAUAUUGUUUUCUUUAUGUGAUUUUAUGUGAUUUUUUUUUCCAAAUACCUCAAACAGAGGAAUUUUGUUUUUUUUAAGAAAAGCACUUUAUUUUAACUUUUUUUUUACACAAUGCCAGUCAGUGUUUCUGCUCCUUUUUUUCACUAAACCAAUAAUUAUUCAAGUAUUUGUCCUGUUUUUUUUUUAGCUUUGAUGCUAAAAUGAACCAUUUUUCCAGCAGCUGAUCUGCGUGAGCAUUUAUUUUAAGGACAAUUAAUGUGAGCUUUUCUGUUGAAUGUAUUGGGUCUGUUGUCGCUGCAAAUACCAUCAGUACUACUCUGUUGUUAUUGGAUUCUACUUCUGUCUGUGUGUUUUCAGGGGUUUUCAAUAUUUUUGAAAAACAAAUGAAUGUUUGCUUUAUUUUAUGUGAUUUACAUCAGAACUAUUUUAUUGUUUUUGCCAACAUUUAAUGAUCAUAGUGAUUUGUUUUCACUGCUUUGCUUACAUAUAGCUGGUAGUUUCCUGAAUGCAAGAGCUUGCUUUUAGGACUUUUCUUGGUACCGGUACUUACCAAGCACUUUCCCCAAAACCUUAAAAGAUACUUUCUGGAAUUUACAAAUUAUUUCCCUGUCAUUUUAAUUCAAAUUACUGAUUACAUCUGGGAAUAUUCUUUGAGCUUUCAUUAAACCUACUGGUGAUUUAUCAAGAUUUUACCAAGUACCUUCAUUGAACUUAAGGCUCAUUUUCUAAAACUUACCACACACUCUCCUGUACCUUCCAUAGAAAUAAGCACUUUCCUAGAAGCUGCUCUGAGGUACAGCUCUAUAUUAUGAGGAAACUUUGCUCUUGAUAAACUUGACAGAAGUUCCAGGAGAGUACCUGGCAAUUUCCAGAAAGCAAGCUCUAAGAUUCAGCGGAGUACCUGGUAGAUCCCUGAAAAAUAGUAAAAGUUCUAAUAAUGCAUCUUGUUUGUGCCAAAAUCUGACCUUAAAGUCAAAAGAAAGUACAGACUAUGUUAUGCUGUGCUACCUUUUUUUUGGUUUGAUUUUAACCAAAGACAAAUGGCAUGUUCAGUGUACUCCCCACCAAACCAGCACCUUCAUUCUGUCUCUUUUUAAACCUUGCUACUUUAAACCAGCUUAAUUUUUGGCCCGGUGUUUCAUACUGAGAUAAAAGUGAAAUAUUGGAGGUUAAAAAGUAUCUUAUUGAAAUGUGUCAGCAUAAGCACUGUGAUGUGGGAAUCAAUGCCUUGUAGAAAUUUCUACCCUAUGGAACAUGUACCAUUCUGUAUAUUUAUUCCCAGUUGGUUCGAUCUGCUUAAGUUUUAGCUAUUGUGUGAUCUUCUUUCAUCAUGUGAGUGUCGGUUUGGUGAAGAGUGACUGGUUAGUGAUGAAAUACCUUAACUUAUUUAUGAACGUAGUGUCCUUUAGGGGAAGUUAAGCUUCAUAUUCUUGUUGUUGGAUAAUUAUUUAAAUAAAAACGUCAGAUGUGAUUGUGCUGCCACCUAGUGGUGCUCCCUUGCUAUGUUACUGUGUUACUAAAAGCGCUCAAAAGACUAAAAAAAAAACAAGAAU
Cyprinodon tularosa is the source of this 3671-nucleotide messenger RNA. It is a transcript of the gene rgmb, whose product is annotated as repulsive guidance molecule BMP co-receptor b. NCBI's taxonomy places the organism in Eukaryota, Metazoa, Chordata, Actinopteri, Cyprinodontiformes, Cyprinodontidae. The transcript is spliced from 3 exons. The record is from RefSeq and is a predicted model, not a curated record. The coding region runs from base 364 to 1776 and encodes 470 amino acids. Gene Ontology annotation, cellular component: plasma membrane. Gene Ontology annotation, molecular function: coreceptor activity. Gene Ontology annotation, biological process: BMP signaling pathway.